CAUGGACCCCCGCUGCCUCUGGCUCUGGGGUCUGCUCACAGGGGGCAUGCUGCGGGGCGGCUGGGCACGGCCCAGCUGGGACAUGUAUGUCCCUCCCCAGAUAACGGGGCUGAGAGGAGAUUCCAUUGUGCUGCCCUGCAACUUCACACACCCGGAACCCAACUACAGGGGUGACAUCCAGGUGAUCUGGAAGCCCGAUAUUUUCCAAUGCCUGGUGAGCAACAGCAGCACCAAGACCAGGAGCUUUGACAACUGCACGACGGGGCAGGGGCCGAGUGGGCGCUACCGCCUGGCCGGGGACCCCCGGCGGCACAACGUCUCCCUGCACAUCACCGGGCUGCGCUACGAGGACAGCAAAGGGUACAGGUGCCGCGUGGUUCUCCGACAAAAUCCGACUUGGGCCUACGAGAACAAGAUGGCGAUAAUGCUCAAUGUGGAAGCACGACCCAGCAUCCUCAACCUCACACUGCUCCCCGGGCCCCUCCCUGUGCGGGUGGCCUGCACAGCUGAGGGGAACCCCGUGCCCAACAUCACAUGGCUGGGGCCGGCGGGGAGCGAAGUGGGGCAGUUGCAGAACACCACUGGGUCCCAGUACCAGACAACGCAGGUGCUGUCAGUGAGCCAGAUCGGGACCUACACCUGCCGGGUGGAGAACGUGCACGGCCAGGCUGAGCGUUCGGUGCUUGUGGGGCCCACAGGGCCACCCCUGCUGCUCAUCAUCCUCCUCCCAGCAGCCCUGCUCCUGCUUGCUGGCCUCCUGCUGCUCGUCCUCUGCUGCCGACGGAAAGGAGGAAGGGAGAGUGCAGGGAGAGCUCAGCCUGGUGAGGCCAAUACUUGCUCUCCCCGCCAGCCAGCUGCUCAUGCCGAUGGGCUGCCUCCUGCCCAGGCCCUGCCCCAGUCUGGGCUCAGCUCCCCUGUAAGGCAGCUGCCUGUGUCUCCAGCAGAGAACCCAGACAGCUGCACCUAUGCAGAUCUGAUCUUCCCCAGCACUGGGGCUGGCAGAAGAGGUCCCCUGCCUGCAGCCCAGAGCCCCCCAGUGCCAGCAGAAGAGGUCACCUAUUCUGAGCUGACGCCAUCCAGGGGACCCAGGUGAGCUGUCCAUCCCGGCACGCUCCCUGCCCCGUUCCCUGUGGAGUCACCGCACAAGGCACUGCCGCCUGGAGCAACCCACCUCAGCGAAGCAAACGCAGCAGCGUUGCCUGGGGCUGUGAGCGCAGCCACCCGCCCUCCCUGACAUGUUCUUCUGUACCAGACACAGGCCAGCUACAGCGCUUGCUUCUAGGCCGGCUGUGCUCAGCAGCAGGUCCCUCGCUCUGCCAGUGCUCGCUGAGUAACGUGAUACACAC
Messenger RNA from Gopherus evgoodei (Goodes thornscrub tortoise), 1346 nucleotides. Its product is annotated as sialic acid-binding Ig-like lectin 15. The record is from RefSeq and is a predicted model, not a curated record. NCBI's taxonomy places the organism in Eukaryota, Metazoa, Chordata, Testudines, Testudinidae. Gene Ontology annotation, cellular component: plasma membrane. Gene Ontology annotation, biological process: regulation of actin cytoskeleton organization; regulation of osteoclast development; regulation of bone resorption. The coding region runs from base 2 to 1093 and encodes 363 amino acids. The transcript is spliced from 6 exons.